Molecule: messenger RNA, 4692 nt
Organism: Nerophis lumbriciformis (worm pipefish)
Lineage: Eukaryota; Metazoa; Chordata; Actinopteri; Syngnathiformes; Syngnathidae
Source: RefSeq, a predicted model, not a curated record
AUGGCGCCGCUAUUGGGCCGGAAGCCUUACCCAUUAGCUAAGCCGUUAGCCGAGCCACUAGGCCCGGGAGAAGAGGUCUUCACUAUCGAGCACACUAAAGAGGCCUUCAGGAACAAAGAUGAGUAUGAGGCCCGCUUGAAGAGGUAUGAAGAGCGCAUCUGGACAUGCAAGAGCACUGGAAGCAUUCAGCUGACACACAAGGAAGCAUGGGAAGAGGAACAAGAAGUGACAGAGUUGCUUCAGGAGGAAUAUCCUCACUGGUUUGAGAAGCCUAUCCUGGAGAUGGUCCACCACAAUACAGUGUCUUUGGACAAACUGGUUGAAAUGGCCUGGGUAGAAAUCCUCACCAAGUAUGCUGUUGGUGAAGAGUGUGACUUUAUGGUGAGCCAAGACAAAAGUUUACGAGCGAAGGUGGUAAAAAUUCAUCCCCUUGAGCACUCUGAGGGAGAAGCUGGAGAGAAGAAGCUCGAAGGUGCCUGUGAUUCGCCAUCUAGUGACAAAGAGAACACCAGUCAAGAGAACCAGACGAAGGAACCUGCCCUUAGAGAGGAGGAAAACAGGAGAGAAUGUCUCAGUGAUAGAGCACGGCGUUCACCAAGAAAACUUCCCACUGCCAUAAAGGAAGAAAAGAAGAGGUCACCAAUUCCCAAGUUCCUUCCUCAUAAGUAUGACGUCAAGCUCGUCAAUGAAGACAAGGUGGUCAGUGAUGUGCCAGCAGAGAGUCUUUUCAGAACAGAGCGUCCUCCAACAAAAGAGAUCAUCCGCUACUUCAUCCGACACUAUGCACAGAGGUUGGGUAUGGGGGAGAGUGCACCCUGGGUGGUUGAAGAUGACCUGGUGAAGAAGUUUAAUCUGCCCAGUAAAUUCAGUGACUUUCUUCUUGAUCCCUACAAGUUUCUAGCUGGGAAUCCUUCCGCCAAACGCAAAAGCUUGACCUCUGCUGAUGGUAAAGCUAGAAAGAAGCAGAAGACUGCUGGCACAGGAGAGGACUCGGGGAAUGAAAAGGGGGAGAAGAAAAAUAAAAGCAAGAAAGAUGCUAUCGGGAAGCCUCUUAGUCCCACCAUCUGGGGUCACGUGCAGAAAAUAAAAAUGAAUGGUUCGCCAUUAAAUGUAAAGAACUCUGCAACACCCAAGAAGGGAGACGCUAAAAACUCAGGUAUUUGCAGUCCAAAAUCUUUUAAAAAAUCUAGAGACAAGAAAGAUGGAAACAGAACUGGAAAAGGUGGUAAUAAAAAUAUUCUUAAAGCUUCUAGAAAAGAUGCAAAAGCAAGUCCCAAGACAUCAAAAAUGAAGCAGAUGACCCUGCUGCAUCUUGCUAAGAGCCCUGCUGCAGGCAGCCCCAAAAAAAGAGCCCGGAGUAGUAGUAGCUCAGGCACUCCUAAAUUGGGGAAGCCAUUACAUCCAAUGGCUCUCCACCUUCUUCGUUACUACAAGGAAAACAAGGGUAAAGAGGACAAAAAGAGUGUUUUGUCGUCCCUCAUCUCAAAGGCUGCAAAGGCCUUGUCACCAGACGAUCGUGGCAGAUUACCUGAUGAGUUGAAAGAGCUGGUGGAAAAACGCUGGGAGAGACUGGAGCAAAAGAAACGCUGGGAAGCCAUGAGUGAAGAGGAACGAAAAGAAGAAAUGAAGAGGAGGCGUAAUGAUCUCAAAGAGAAACUUCGGGAAAAGGCCAAGGAGCGUCGCGAGAAGGAGAUGCAAAUCCGUCUUGAGCAGUCACGCAGAUUCGAGGACCAGGAGAUAAAAGGUGGCAAGACCCUGCCGACAUUUAAACUUGUUGACAUGCCCGAGGGGCUGCCCAACACCCUAUUUGGGGAUGUCGCGAUGGUUGUGGAGUUCCUUCACUGUUAUGCUGGCCUCCUAAUGCCAGAUGACAAGUAUCCCAUCACAUCCAUGGCUUUGAUGGAAUCGUUGGCCGGAGUACGCUCAGGUUACCACUACCUUAACCGUGUUUUGGUGGUGCUGCUUCAGACACUCCUUCAAGAUGAGCUUGCAGAAGGGUACAGUGAACUUGAUAUCCCCUUAUCUGAGAUCCCCCUUACCUCCCACUCUGUGUCAGAGCUUGCGAGACUGUGUUUGCGUCCUUUUGACGCUCAAGGUGAGGAGAGUGGCCAAGGGUCUGUGGACCUGGGCAUGAAUGGCUUUGAUGACGUUGUGACCAGCGAAUUCCUGGAGAAGCUUGAAACUGUAGAGGUGUUUGAGCUUGACCCUGAAGAAAAGGUUAGCCUGCUUGUUGCACUGUGUCACCGCAUCCUUAUGACAUACUCUGUGGAAGACCACGUCGAUGGCAUGCAGCAACGGACCGCUGAACUGUGGAAGGAGCGCAUAGCAAUGCUUAAAGAGGUCAAUCGCAAGAAGGCUGAGAAGAAGAAGCAAAAAGAGACUGAGGGCAAAGGUAUUGUUGCUUAUAAAACAUGUCUUCUCAUGGUCCAAGAUGAUAAGAAAAAAAAGGAUGACCCAAAAAAGGAGAUCAAGAAAGAAAUCAAGAUAGAGCUGGUGGACAUGAUCAGCUCAGUCAAGAGCAGGCAGCUGAUGAGCAUACAAGCCAAGAGAGAAAGAGAAGAAAUGGACAAACAGAACAAAGAACGCAUGGAGGUGGCCGCUGAAGAAGAGCGAAUGCGUAGGCAGAGAGCUACUGCGGAAAAGAAUUUUCAGGAGGGUAUAACAAAAGCCAAACUAGUCUUACGAAGAACUCCAUUGGGAACAGACAGGAAUCAUAACAGAUACUGGUUUUUCUCUGAUGUUAUACCUGGACUGUACAUUGAAAAGGGCUGGGUACAUGAUAGUAUCGACUACAGUUACACUCCAAAUGUAGAAAAAACAACUGAGCCUGAUGUGGACGAUGAAGACGAUGGUGCUGAUGAUGAUGGGAGUAUUGAUGAUAUGAAUAAUGAUGAACCUCAGUCAGGAGCAGUAACAGAUGUUUGUAUAGAAACGACAACUCCUAAACAGGGACAAAAUCUCUGGUUCAUAUGCGACAGUCCUGCUGAACUAGAAGUACUGGUGGACAGUCUUCACCCUCAUGGAGUUAGAGAAAGUGAACUUAAGGCAAAGAUAGAGAGCAGUUACCAGGACAUCAUACACUCCAUUAAUUUGAUCCGAAAGGACAAAGUGGUCCCCAGAGUCUCUGAUGUGGACAAGGAGCUGCUAAAAUAUUUACGCACUGAUAUUCAGGAAAUAGCGUCACGCCUCUUGAAGGGUGGCCUGGGCUACUUUGAUGAAGACAAGGACAUUGAAGAGGAGCUGGAAGAAAUGAGCAACUUGAAAGAAUUAGGAGAGUCCAUCAUCAACAUUCAGGCAUGUGUGAUCAAGAAGUUCUUACAAGGCUUCAUGGCCCCCAAGCAGAAAAUGAAGAAAAAGCAAGUUGGAGAAGAAAACAAAGCAGAAGAGGUGGAUGAGGAAAAGAAACUGGUUGAAGAGGCCAAGGUUGCAACAGCAAUCGAGAAGUGGAAGACUGCUAUCCGUGAGGCCCAGACCUUCUCUCGCAUGCACGUGCUGCUGGGAAUGUUAGAAGCCUGCAUCAAGUGGGACAUGUCUGCAGAAAAUGCCCGUUGUAAAGUUUGUCGGAAAAAAGGUGAUGACGAGAAACUUAUCCUCUGUGACGAAUGCAACAAGGCCUUCCAUCUUUUCUGCUUGAGACCAGUGCUGCACCGCAUCCCUGAAGGCGAGUGGUCGUGCACAGCCUGUCAGCCCACAGUGGCAAGACGGGGAACACGGUCGAGGAACUACAAACAAGACAGCGAUGAAGAGGAAGAUGAGGAUGAGUCCGAAGAAGACGACUCUGAUGAGGAGGAAGAUGAUGAGUCUGAAUACAAGGCUUUGGGCCACAGUUUGAGGCCACGAAAGAAAAGCAAGCAGGCAUUGCCAGUACAGAAAAUUAAACCCAAAAAGAAGUCUUCUGCUAGUCAGAAUAGCAAACAGAGAACUGGCCUCAGCAGCCCUGCAGACAUUGAUGAGCUGGUGCGUCAGAGCUCCCAGUCAGGAGUGCGCAGACAAGCAUUGGAGCUGGAAAAGUGUGAGGAAAUACUUAAAAAAUUGAUUAAGUUCCGAUACAGCUGGCCUUUCAGGGAACCUGUUUCCACAGAGGAGGCAGAGGACUAUCUGGAUGUCAUUUCGCACCCUAUGGAUUUCCAGACCAUGCAGGGCAAGUUCAGCCAAGGCUUGUAUCGCCACGGCCAAGACUUCAUAGAGGACAUGAAGUUGAUCUUCACUAAUGCAGAGGAGUACAAUAAGGAGGGGAGUACCGUGCUUUCUUGCAUGACCAAGACGGAGCAGGCCUUUACAGAGCUGCUCCAGAAGCUGAUACCCAGCCUCAGCUACAUCCGGCGACACGUGCGCAAGCGCGUCAUUCGGGCAUCAUCCGGCGAGGAAGAAGACGAUGAGGAGGAAGAGGAGGAACAGUCACCGCCGCAAAAAAGAGUUCAGACCAGCCAGUCGAACUUAAAGAAAAGCAGAAAUAGACGCAGCGUGCAGGAUGAGGAGAGUGAGGAGGAAGAUGAGGAUGACGCCAAAAGAAGAAGUAAGAGGACUGCUUCCAAAGAGGCCGGGAAGGAUUGCAGGGAGCAGGAUGGUGACGGUGAGCGGGACACUCGUAGAACUCUGCAGCGCCGUGGCCCCACAGUAGAGGAAGGAGUGAGCAGCGAGGAUGAAAGGCCGACCCGCCAACGACAUUCCAAGAGACAGAAACGCCUGUGA